AUGAGGAACCGUGGAAUAUUAUGUCUCACUUCUAUCCUCUUACUACAAAUCUUCAUAUGGAGGUUGAAAUGCGAAAUUUCUGAUAUUUGUUUAACCAAUCCAUGUCAUUCAAAUGGAUACUGUAUUCCUAAUGAACACGGAGGAUUUCAUUGUAAAUGUUCACAAGGUUGGAUAGGACAUGAUUGUACAGUGGAUGUGGACGAAUGCAAAGUAGGCUUAGCAAAUCCCUGUGAACAUGAUGGAGUUUGCAUGAAUUCACCUGGCAGUUAUCAUUGUCUCUGUUCACCUGGAUAUUAUGGAUCAAGAUGUGAAAAUGAAGUUUUGGAAUGUUCAUUAAAUCCCUGUAAACAUGGAGGAACAUGUGUGGACUUAAUAAAUCGUUUCCAAUGUAUCUGCCCACUUGGUUAUGAAGGAGUAACAUGUGAAGAUGAAGUGAAUGAAUGUUCCUCUUCACCGUGUAAAAAUGGAGGUCAAUGUGAAGAUUUAAUAAAUAGUUAUACAUGUCAUUGUUUACCUGGAUGGACUGGCCCACACUGUGAAAAUCGUAUACGACCUUGUGCUAAUUCAGCAUGUCUAAACAAUUCUACCUGUUUAGAUUUAGGUACAUCGAAUCAAAGUGUUGCAUGGAAUGAGUCGAGUGAUCUCUUUAUAUGUCGUUGUAACGAAGGUUAUCAAGGCAAAUUGUGUGAAAUCAAAAUUGAUUAUUGUAAAGAUAUAAUCUGUCAAAACGGUGGACAAUGUGUUUCAGAGAAUGGAAAAGCUAAUUGUAAAUGUCUACAAAACUAUCAAGGAUUAUUCUGUGAAGAAUUAAUUACAAUUGAAGUUGAAACAAUAAAAUCAUUUGAUUGUUUCAAAACUCCAUGUUUGAACAAUGGUAGCUGCCUCAAACUUACCAAUAAUAACAACUUGAUUGGCCAUAUUAAUGAUAUUAAUACUAAUAGUAUGAUGUGUAGUUGUAAACCUGGAUUUUCUGGUGUAUACUGUGAAAAUGUAGUGGAUUAUUGUGAACGAUCACCUUGUCUUAAUCGAGGAACAUGUUUACUGCAGGAUAAUACUGACCAGUUGAAUAUAACACAAAGUAAUCAUGCUACUUGUAAAUGUCAACCCGGAUUUACAGGUAAACAGUGCGAAAUCAAUAUAUAUGAUUGCUUUAAUCAACCAUGUGGUUUUUAUGGUGCUUGUAAAGAUGAAAUCGAUGGUUAUCAUUGUCAAUGUUUAAGAGGUUGGAAAGGAUUACACUGUGAAAAAUCGAUUGAUUCAGUUAUAUAUUCAAGUUUCAAUAAAACUAUCCAUUCCUAUUCUUCAUUAAUACAUAAUAAUAGCAUAAUGAUUUUGAAUCAUAAUCAAACGGAAUUAUGUCCUGAAAAUUAUUGUGCUAAUUCAGCUACUUGUAUAUCGAUUACAGAUCCUUCUGUCGCGUUCAACAACACCUUCAAGUUGUUGAAAAAUACACUACAAUUGAAACAUAAUUUAGAUUCUGUUCAUGAGUUCAAAUGUCUUUGUGAAACUGCUAUCGGUCGUUUUAAUGGUAUUUAUUGUGAUGUUGAUGUAAAUGAAUGUCUUGAAUCUGAAAAUCAUCAGAUAUCAUUAUGUCAAAAUGAAGGAAUAUGCAUAAAUACAUAUGGAUCUUAUAUAUGUGAUUGUGCAACAGGAUAUUAUGGUGAACAUUGUGAAUAUUUGCUUAAUCCGUGUACUUUUGACAAUGGAUCUGUUUGUUUCAACGGUGGAACAUGUCUACCGAUAUUUGAUGAUGUUACUGGUAAUAAUGGUACAUUAUGCAUUUGUCCAACUGGAUUCUCAGGACCACAAUGUGAAGAACAAAUAAAUGAAUGCACAGAUGAACCAUGUAUGGCUGGUGGUGGGAUAUGCUUAGAUUUAAUUGGAAAAUAUCAUUGUUUAUGCCCAACUGGGAGAUUUGGAGACAAUUGUGAAUUUUCUACUGAACAACAAGUUUGUAAUGAUCAUUCGUGUAGUCAAAAGGAGGAUAGAAAAAGGGAUUGUGAAACGCAUAUUUGUCUUAAUGGUGGAAUAUGCUUUAAUCAUGAUAUCAACAUACAGAAUAUUGAUGACAAUAAUAAUAGAUGGAUUAUUGACCAACGUGACAGCUUACAUAAUUCCUAUAUACCUUCUUGUAUUUGCCCAUUUGGUUAUAUAGGUGAAUAUUGUGAAAUUCAAUUAGAUUUCUGUCAAAUAUUCUCUGAUAUCAGUAAAUAUUUCAAAUCAUAUUUUCAAUAUCCUAAUGAAAUAGAGGAUUAUUUUGUAAAACAUGUAAAUAUUUCAAGUUAUCUUGUUAAUGAUUGGUUAAUUUCAACACGUUUUAUAUCAGCAAUAAAAUCAUACACUUGGUAUGAAUUCAAUUCAUUAUAUUCUGCAUUCAUCAUAAAUCAUACAAUCUCUUCAAUAUUGAAUAAUGAUAUUGAUAGAAAAAGAAUUUUAUCAUCAGAGAAGAAUAUAAUAUUGAGAAAUUCUUCCUUGAAGAUAAACAAUAUAAUCGAUACUAAUAUGGAUAACAUUAAAAAUUCAAUAUUACAUAUGAAGAGUACGCCGAUAGGUUUAUGUGAUGCAUUAGGAAGUUCUCAGUGUAUUCCAUUGUCGUCUAAAAUUGGUUAUUCUCGUUUGAAUUUCAAUGCAGGGUUUAAAUGUAUCUGCCGUAUAGAUUAUGAAGGUAGAUAUUGUGAGAAAUAUGUUGAUUUCUGUGAUAAAGUGAACAAACAAUACAAUGGGAACUAUUGUUUAAAUGGAGGUCAGUGUGAAAAUCGAAUUAAAAGAAUCCUAUCAAAUGACAAUACAACAACAACAGCAACACAUAUACAAGGAUUUCCUUUUUGUUAUUGUCCAUCAGGUUUUGGUGGUGAACGAUGUGAGUUGUAUCAUAACUUGUGUAAUCAAUCACCAUGCCUUCAUGGAGGUAUUUGUCAUCCAAGAAAACAACAGAUACAACUAGAAUCCAACUUAACAAUUCAAAUAGAAUCUAUAAUCCCUUAUAUUCCACCAUACAUUUGUGAAUGCCCUAAAGGCUGGUCUGGAAUCCAUUGUGAGGUUAGCUCUGGAUUACAGUGUUAUACCUCGGAAUCAUGUUUUCAGAAUAGCGUUUGUAAUAAAUCAAAUGGAAUUGAUUGUCCAUGCAAACAACCAGGUUAUUGUGGGAUAAAUUGUGAUAUAUUUGGUACCGCAUGUUUUCUGUUGACGAACAAAAGUGGCAGUGUUGUCGACAUUUUCACUACCACUACUACUAUCACUACUACUACUGCUACCAUCACCAACACUACUACUACCACUACUGGUACCACUCCUAAUGCUGCUACCACUACUUCAAGUACCACUACACCAAUAACUACUGUUGGCGACAUUAAUACUACUAAUCUUAAUGUUGAUAUUUAUGGAGCAGCAGGUAGGCCUAAUUUAUGGCCGGGUGAAGAAGCUGAAUUAUCUUACUGUUUACGUCAGAACUGUCAAAGUAAAAGUCAUAAUGGCAAGUGUGAUACAGAAUGUAAUUUAAUCGCUUGUGAUUUUGAUCAUGGUGAUUGUUUAUAUGCACUUUCAGUGCCUUUGGAUCCUUUACCGUAUAUUGAACAACUUGAAAAUAAUACAAGUCAUUAUACAAGUUUUUCACAUGAUAUCCAAUUUAAACAACGUCCAGAACCAGCUAUACCAUGGCGUAGUUGUUCAGUGGUGAUUGAUUCAACAGACCAUACGCCAUGUCAUUUAUUAUUUGCAGAUGGAAAUUGUGAUCUACAGUGUUUCAAAGAGGAGUGUUUAUUUGAUGGUUGGGACUGUAUCCAAGACCAAAGUGAUGCCAAUAAAGCUGAUAAAAUUUGUUCUAAUUCAUGCCAAAAUUAUACUAAUGAUAGUAUAUGCUUAGAUGAUUGUAAUAAAGAAGAAAUAAUAUGUAAUUCUAAUGAUAAAAAUAAUUGUUCAUUAAAUGAUCUCGUCAAAACAAUAACAACUUCAAUCAAUAAUAUUAUUAGUGAUCAUAGUGAAUCUAUUAUUGAUAAAGAAUUUAAAGGUGAUAAUGUACCAGGAAGUUUAGUUCUACUUAUCAAUUGUACACCGGAUGAGAUUUUAAUCAAUCAUUCUAAAGGAUUUUCAAACUCAUUAUUAUCUUUAUUGAAUGAAAUAUUACAUUUAGAAGUUACUAUUAAACAUCAUCCAGAGACUAAUAAAUUAAUGAUUUAUCCAGUGAUAUAUAUUUCUAAUUAUACAGAGGAAACUGUUCUUCUCAAUAAUAAUAAUAAUAAUAAUAAUAAUUAUAAUGAUAUCAAUAGUAUAUUAAAGCAUAGAAAGGUGUUAUUUCAUACAAUUCAAUUGAAAACUAAUAAUUUAUUGUUAUUAGAAGAAGAAGAAGAGACAAGUGAUACUAUUCGUUCACGUUAUUCACGUCAUAUUAAUGAAAAACUAUCUCAUCAAACAAUAUUAACAUCUAUUCAUGAUAAGAAUAUAAAGAAUCAAAGAGAAAGUAUUGGAAGUCAAGUGUAUUUUCAACUGAAUUCUCAGAAAUGUGAUAAAAUGAGUGGUGCAUGUUUUCAUAAUGUGGAUUAUGCUGCACAAUUUCUUACCGCUUAUAUGCACAAUCGAAAUCAUGACUUGCUUCAAACUAUUCUUACUGUACAAUCAAUUAAUCCUGAUAUAAUAACUCCAUCAAUUGAAGAGAAGAAACGAAGUCGUUAUAAAAUUGUAGACAUAUCAAUUUAUGUAUUGUCUUUAAUAUCAUGCAUAUUAUUUCUAAUAUUUCUAUUCGGUGUACUGUUCACUGUCAAUCAUUUUCACCGUCAACGAUCAAAUUAUCAUUUACGGUCAACAGCUACAUCAUUUAGUAAAGGACACUUAGUAGGACAGAAAACAAUUAAGAAGGUUCUCAAAGCUAAAAUAUGGUAUCCAAGUCUUGGUUCAACGCGUAAUUCACGUGCAAUUCACAAUUCACCAAGUAACUAUAAAACUUCAAAAUUGAAUGAUGAUAAGUAUACAUCAUCAAAGUUAUCAGGUUUGGAGUCAUAUUUGACAAUAUUUGGAGGUCAGAUAAAUAAUGGUGUACAAAUUAAAGAUGAAUCUGUUAGUGAAUUAGAGAAAUGUUUAGAUGUACUCCAAGGAAGAACAUUUGAUAAUACAUCAUCUUAUUUAUUAAAACUUGAUAAUAAAAAUUCAUCAUCAUCAUCAUCGUCACCAAGACAUCAUACCACAAAUAAUUCACACACAGACUAUAACAAUGAUACAAAUAUUUAUAAAUCAGUUGAUAACCAUCAUUCUUCUACAUUAAUCAAAUAUUCUACACCAACAUCAAUAGUACCUACAAUAUGUAGUUCAAAAAAUCACUUCUACACAAAUCUAUCCUCAUCCACUUGCUUAUCAUCCUCAUCCUCAUCCGUAGUACAACAACACCAACACCAUCAUCACCACCACCACCAACAACAACAAUAUUCAUAUGCACCAAUGGUAACAUUUACAGAAAAUGAUAAUAAUAGUAGUACAAGUAGUACAGUGACAACUACUGUAACUAUGAAUGGUAUGAAUAAUUUCGAUGAUUUCGAUUGUCAACAAAAUGAAAAUCUUCUUACUAAUCGUAAUUAUCAAACUAUACAAGAAUUAUAUCAAUUUUUAAAAUCAAUUCCAGAGAAUGAAUUAAAUACUUUUCAAAGAAUACUUCAAAAAGUUAUACUUGAUCAUUUCGAUUGUGAAGAAUUAAUGGAUAUGAUCAAUGAUGAACAAUGCCAAUCAUAUUAUAUGCAUAAGCAACAAUUAAAACAAACUGUAUGUACUACAUUUAGUCGAUUUCAAAAUAAUUAUGAAAAUGUAGAUUUUAAUUUGAUUUGUCAACUUCUUACUGAGAUAAAUGAAUCAAGUAGUACUGUUACUUCAAAGAUAUUAUUACAGAAUUCAAUGAAUCCAAUGAUUGCUUGGCAGUUAAUUUACAAGUCAAAACAUUUACAUCGAUUAUUAAAGCUUAGGAUUCCAGAUACUGGUGAAACACUACUUCAUAUAUCUGCAAGAUUCAAUCAAAGCAAAGUUGUAUCUAACCUCUUGAAUGCUGGUGCAGACUUUUCUACUGUUGAUAAUCAGGGUCGAACAGCACUUUAUACAGCUAUUAGUGCUGGUGCUAAUGAUUCCGUUCAAGUAAUUCUAAAUCAUUCAACAUCUGGUCUUAGCCCACUUUGUUAUGUACCAAAUAUGCUACAAGAUUCAACAACCCCACUUAUACAAGCAAUUAAAUUAGGCGAUAUCGAUAUCUUCAAUAUGGUAUUACAUGCAAUGAAUGUAUUAGUUUGUGCACUAACAAAAUCAAAUCUUUCUAAUACUACUACUACUACUACUACUACUAAUAAUAAUAAUAAUAAUAAUAAUAAUCAAGAAUGUAGUGGAUUCGAUAUUACAGGAGUAUCAGGUGAUUUCGUGCCUAUCCAAUCAUCAUCAACAUCAUCCUUAUCACCAGUUACAAUAACAGCUACAGGUAUAGAAUAUAAUUAUGAAGAGAAUACUUUAAAUUUUCUUGAUAUUAAUACUUCAGAUAGUUUUGGACGUACAGCAUUACACUGGGCUGCUGUAACUGAUCAAUCAGAAAUUAUUAAUAAUUUAUGUAAUUCUGGUGCAACAUAUGAUGCACAAACUUUACAUGAAGAGACACCAUUAGCAUUAGCUUGUAGAGAGGGUGCUAUAACAAGUUGUCGUUUAUUAUUAUUAACUGGAGCUAAUCCUAAUCUAGCUGAUUAUUUAGAUCGUACACCUAGAGAUUUAGCCUAUUUAGGCGGUCAUUAUGAUAUUGUUAAUUUAUUAGAUGCAUAUACAAAUGUAAAUUCGAAUAUUGAACAUUGUACAAAUGGUAAUAUUGAUAGGAUAGCUAGAAAAUAUGAUUCUUUUCCAUCAGAUAUAUUGAUGACAGCGGUGACAGCAGCAGCAGCAGCAACAACAACAACAACAACAACAACAUCAGAGCAAUCAUAUUAUCCUUAUCUUUUACCGUCUCAAUUAUAUGACAAUAAUAAUUUUAGUAAUAAUUUAUCUGUCUGUGAUAUACACUCAACUAAUACACCAUAUAUUCAUAAAUCAUAUCAUGAAAAUAAAUUAUUCCCUAAUGAUGUUAUAUUAAAAAUGUUUACAAAGAAUAUGAAUGAGAAAAAAUCAAUUAAGAGUUUAUCAACUCAUCAAAAUGCUAUAAUAAAAGAUGGAAUAAUUAAAACAUAUGAAUUAACACCAUCUUCAUCAUUAUCAUCAUCAUCAUCAUUAUCAUCAUCUUCUCCAUCAUCUAUAAUGAUAUUUAAUGAAAAGUGUAAAACUUUAUCAAAAUCACCAUCUUUAACUAAUAACAGUGAAAUCACUUCAAUGACAACAACAAUACAUAACAAUGUUGCAUCAUCACAAUUGAAUAUAUUGAAUAAUAAUAAUAAUAAUAAUAAUGAUAAUAUGUCAUCAUUUAAUCAUGAUUAUUUUGUACAUAAUAUGCCUAACGAUUAUACACAAUACUGUUUUCAUCAAAAACAGACAUUAUACAAACGGGAUAAUUUCAAGCAUUACACUACUGCCAUUACUCCUACUAAUACUACUACUACUACUUAUACAACAAGUAAUACUCCAUUUAUUACUCACAAUAUCAGUAAUUCUGGUAAUCAUAUUAAAAGGAAUAAGGAAUUAUUGCCCAAAGUAGAUUAUACUUUUAUUACUACCACCACCACUACGAUUACUACUACUACUACUAAUAAUAAUUUGAAUGUACUACACCCUCAUAUAGGUUCAGAUGAUAGUGAAUCGCCAAAUCAUUGGUCAUCAAGUUCUUCAGAUUUAUCACCUAAUCGUAUUACAACAAUGAUGCAAAAAUUAGAUGAACCAAUCCAUGGAAUUAGUCAAUCUGAUACAUCAAAUAUAUCUCACAUGAUAUCUAGAUGGAAAUCAUGUACACGUAUGAAUAAUAAUAAUAAUAUUCAUAAUACUACUCCUACUAUCACUAUUACUACCACCCUUACUACUACUACUACUACCAAUAAUAAUAGUAGUAUUAACAAUAACCGGUCAACUUUUACACAAUUCACUCCAUACCAAAUCAGUGUUUACAACUAUCAAAGUGAAUGCAACUCAACAAGUGAACAGUAUAACAUUUAACACAGAAACUGACAAGACAAUAAAUAAAGAAAAAUCAGUUUUUUUUGUUUUUACCAUUUGUAAAUACAAUACAACAAACUUGUAAAAUAUUCAUAGUAGAUAGUUCAACUAGCUUUAAUGAUGGA
Heterobilharzia americana is the source of this 8210-nucleotide messenger RNA. The record is from the annotation of a GenBank genome assembly. Lineage: Eukaryota; Metazoa; Platyhelminthes; Trematoda; Strigeidida; Schistosomatidae.